AUGCAGAUACAGUGGAGCAUUAUCUGGAGUGUGAAUUUGCUUUGCAGGCUAGUAACGCUAACGGUAUUUUUUGUGCCGCUUGGAAUGUUUUUACCGGUUGCAUAUUUCUGGAGCACAUUCCGAGAAUACUGGUGGAGGUGCGCGAUUUGGCUGGUACAGAGAAGUGGUCCAACUUUCAUCAAACUGGGUCAGUGGGCAAGCACACGUCGUGAUAUCUUUUCCAAGGAAUUUUGUGACAGAAUGUCUAUUCUGCAUACAAAAACGACAUUUCGACAGUGGAAUCUUUCGCAGUUUGCACUGGACGACUUGUUUGGUGACAGGCGGUGGCAGAAGUUCAUUGUAUCUGUACAGUCUGAUCCUGUUGGUUCGGGAUGUAUCGCUCAGGUUUAUAAAGGUGUAGUUGAUGUGCAUAAAUUCGAAGAGAUCACUGGGAUCGAUGUGCCAUUUGCGAAAAGCCGGUAUCUUACAGUAGCCAUAAAAGUCGCAAAAGAGGGUGUUCGAGAACGUAUCGCAAUCGAUCUAUCAAUAUUACGAGCAGCCGUUCGAUUGGUGCAAAUAGUGCUGCCUGGAUUAAUGUACGUCGAUCCGGUCUCAUGUUUGAAUCAGUUCGAGGAGGUGCUCAAACUACAAGUUGAUUUGAGGAACGAGGCAAGAGCUUUGAAGCGAUUCAGUAACAAUUUUGACCCGGUGAAAACGGGAGUGCGCUUCCCACAGGUUCUUUGUUACUCGAGAGAUGUGAUUAUUGAAACGCACGAGACUGGAAUUUACAUCAACAGACUGGUUACGGACGAACAUCUGAUGAAAGAGAAGAGUGCAGUGAAGAAGAAAGUUGCAUUAAUUGGAGCUCGGACACUGUUGAAAAUGAUUUUUGUGGAUAACUUCGUGCAUGGCGACCUGCAUCCUGGAAACAUUCUCGUGAGGUUCAUUGUCGGACAUUUUUUACUAAGACACUUUUAA
Molecule: messenger RNA, 957 nt
Organism: Gongylonema pulchrum
Lineage: Eukaryota; Metazoa; Nematoda; Chromadorea; Rhabditida; Gongylonematidae
Source: the annotation of a GenBank genome assembly